AAAGGGCGAGGGGAAACCUCGUCUGUGUUUUUGCGCUUGCACGGCGAACAGACAAGCGACCAAACGCUGAAACUGUGGAUGUAUUCCUCCCUGAGGUCUGAAACUUCUGCGGGACUCUUCUGAAAUACCCCUUGAAAGGAUGUGGACAAAGGGGAGGUUUGCCUCACCAUCCGUGCAGGACAACCCCGGCUUCGCUUGCCCCUGUCUUAUAAUUAGGGAGAAGAAGAAGAAGAAGAAGGAUCACCCCUCAACCUCUUUCCUCUUCUCCUUCCUCUCCUCCCUCCUGGUUAUACACCUGUCUGUCCACCUAUUGAAAUUGAAUCUAUCACAGGUCGAAUUUACUUGUGCUUCCAGCUGACUGACCGUGUCCCUCAGCCAGUCAAACGGACUCGGGCCAACGUGAAUAGUUGGCUUGGUGAAUAGUUAAACAAGCGCGGUGGCGAUGACUUGUUUUGCAACACAAUGCGUCUGCAGGUGAAGAGAGGAGCCCGCCAUCGCGUCAUCGACGUCCAUUCCGGCUCAUGUAACCAGUCAGACAGUCGUAGUCCUGUGUGGCAUGUGCGACGGGCUCCGCAGUGCAACUGUGCUUGGACACUGAUUUACAGCCACAGUGGCGUUCCAUAUGAAUUUUUAAUGUCAAUUUAAGAGACUAGUUAAUGAUCACUGCUACUAAGCCGCCCUAUGGUAUCCUAUGAGUAAUGUAAGUCAGCGUUGACCCUAGAGUGACUUUCCCUGUAACCGUUCUUCUUUCAAAGCCUCUACUAAAAGCUUCGCGCUCAUAUUACCUACCAACACUGCCCCCCUGCCCGGUUCUCAGCACGGUUCUGUCUAACACAGAUGGAUACGGAAUGCAGCAGCAGGAUGUCUGAGUUUAGCGAAGAGCCGCGCUUCACUAUUGAGCAGAUAGAUCUGCUGCAGCGGCUGCGUCGCACCGGCAUGACCAAGCAGGAGAUCCUGCAGGCACUUGACACUCUGGACCGGCUGGACCGGGAGCAUGGCGACAAGUUUGGCCGCCGCACCUCUUCUUCCUCCUCCUCCUCAUCCUCCUACGGAGUAGGCGGGGCAAACGGCUGCACCAACAACUCUGCCUCCAACACAACUACCACGCCAUUCAACAAUAACAACACUGCCUCUGCAACCAACACCUCUUCCGUAGCAUGCAAUGGGAACAGCAGCGCCGUCAGCAGUGUCGAGGGAAGCGCCGCCGCCUCUUCCACAACCUCCAAAAUCUCCACCGCCACACAGACGCAGUUCGGCAGCGGCGGAGGACUCUCGUCGCCGUGUCCCAGCAACAGCUACGACACCUCCCCGCCUCCGGGGCCGCCACCGCCCUCUGCGAUCCUGCCAUCACCCGUCAGCUUGGUGGCGCUGUCACAGAACGGGCGUGACAGCUUAGCUGCUACACCCAACGGGAAGCUGUCUCCUCCGCGUUAUCCAGUGAACAGCGCGGCUGCAGCGCGGGCGUUUGGGUUCGAAGCCACAGAAGAAGACCUGGACAUCGACGACAAGGUGGAGGAACUGAUGAGGAGGGAGAGCAGUAUGGUGAAGGAGGAGAUCAAGGCGUUCCUGGGGAACAGGAGGAUCUCUCAGGCCGUGGUGGCACAAGUUACCGGCAUCAGCCAGAGCAGGAUCUCCCAUUGGCUGCUGCAGCACGGCUCCGACUUAAGUGAGCAGAAGAAGAGGGCCUUCUAUCGCUGGUACACGCUGGAGAAAACCACACCAGGUGCCACCCUCAACAUGCGUCCGGCCCCGUUGCCCCUGGAAGAGAUGGAGUGGAGGCAGACCCCGCCCCCCCUCACCACCGCCCCCGGCACCUUCCGGCUGCGUCGGGGAAGUCGCUUCACCUGGAGGAAAGAGUGUCUGGCCGUGAUGGAGAGCUACUUCAACGACAACCAGUACCCAGACGAGGCCAAGCGGGAGGAGAUCGCCAACGCCUGCAACGCUGUGAUCCAGAAACCAGGGAAGAAGCUGUCCGAUCUGGAGAGGGUCACUUCGCUGAAAGUCUACAACUGGUUCGCCAACCGCCGCAAAGAGAUCAAGAGACGGGCAAACAUUGAAGCCACAAUCCUGGAGAGCCAUGGGAUCGACGUCCAGAGUCCCGGGGGCCACUCCAACAGUGACGACAUCGACGGGAACGACUUCUCCGAGCAGGCCUGCGACCUUCCCUACUUCGACAAGAGACCCCUCAGCCGACCGUUUGGCCUUUACCGACUGGAGCCCACCUCGCCGACACAGUGUCUUAGUGUGUGUCUUCCCCAGGGAGCACUGCUCUCGGCCACGGUCCAAAACCAGGCCAAGAGAAACAAGCGUUCAAAUCAGGCAGACGUUAAAAAGGAUGACAGCGCGGCGCACAGCGAGCACCAGGACCCCAUCUCCCUCGCCGUGGAGAUGGCUGCCGUCAACCACACCAUCCUGGCGCUGUCCAGAACCGGAGGGGUCCCCAACGACAUCAAGACGGAGUCCCUGGAGGAUGAAUGAACUGCACAGGAAACUGGGAUGGAGGAGUGGAAAAGGUGGGAAAUGGGGGCUUGGGAAAAAAAGAAAAGAAAAGAGACUGCUACUUAGUAAACCUUCUAAAUCUGAACCUCAGUCGGCCGCCCUGCCAACUGUCGCGACUUCCUCGGCGUCCCUCCUCCCACAAAGUCCAUGUAAACAGUAAUUACCCACCACCCCCACCCAAUAUAUUGACGCAGCUCGCAGAAAUGGGUCACUAUAUGUCCUCUGAUGUGUGAAAAAUAUACCGUGGAAAGAAGAAAUGGUGGCAAUCCAGGCCUGACUCAUCUUGGAUUGUGUCUCCCAGGAACCUCCCCCACCUCCCUCUGUAGACCCUCUCCUCACAGGAUACCUCUGCCUCACUCCCCAGCUCUCCAGCCUGGUCGUCUGAGCCGAUCCUCAGUCUUAUCUCACCUCAACGUCAACCUCAGAAAAAUAACGUGUACUGUAUAUAUGAUAUAAAUGUAUAUAUAUAUAUAUGGUUCUUAUGGUUCUCAGUCGCACUCACCUCACGGUGUGGUACCUACCAACCUACCUGCCCCUCAAAAUGUCGCCGUCUUCAUUGUGCAAUUCAUGGAAAGAGCGGCCUCCACCUACCGUCUUGGGAAAGAUGGAUGGACCCACUCCGGGGCACCGAGGCUGACGGUAAGGAUCAUACACGCCACACAGGACUGUCCCGUCCCUGUCCUCGCCCUCUAUAGUUGACAUUCCUCUGUGGAAUGGCUUUGUUUUCCUACAGUAGAGCUGCUGUUGGAUGGAAACCUAUAAAAAAGACCUAGCCUUAACCUCAUACACACAGCCACACCGUUCCUUUUUUUUUUUUUGCAGGUUUGUCGAGUUUAUUUCCUGACAAGGGUGAAUAAUACACUUUCUAAUUAUGCAUAAGAAAACACCAGAAUCAAUGUGAAGGUUUAGAUCCAACAGCAGCAUUUCCCCGAUGUGUUCAGCCCAAGCAGUGACUGGAUAUACAGUCAUUUUAUCGCCUUGGUAUUUAGCUUCCCAGUGACACUGCUGUUAAACACCCCAAGGCCGUGAGAAUCAAUUUAGGGGUCAAUGUGAUAAUCGAGCAAACGUAAGGUAAUGAGGGGAAAUUGUGCUUUGUUUUUAAAUGUCACUCAUGCCAAAGGAAAAGAUGCCGGGAGCAAAAAAAAGCUAAGAGGUGAAGCCAAGGCUGAUCCGAAAACGGUGUUCGCGUCUAUCCAAAGUGAUUUCUACUAACUCCUUUGGCGUCUGCAGUAGUUCCUCUCAUAUUCAAGCGAAGCCUCUCAGCCAGCGUGGCGUCGCACAGUAUGCGGGCAUGACACGACAGCAGGCCUGUGUCAGUAAAGAUGGGUAUAAGUAGCCGCGCAUAGGGUUGAAAUACCCCUAAGCUAUUAAACACUUGUUCUGUGAUGUUGCCUCUUUAUAAUCGCCUAAAGAAAUGUGCUUUGAGAAGAUUGUUGUUUUUUUUAAAUAUCAGUGGUAACGAUUUAGACUAAAUUCCCAUUGGAGAUGGUUUAGAGUAUAUCAAAAUAACAUCAAUUUUUUUUGUUUUUGUUUUAUUACAUCUGUAAAGCCUCAACGGUCAGUGCACCACUUUGAAGGGAAUCAGAAUCGAAGACACUUCAAGUGGUGACACGGGGAAACAAUUAUCCACCGUUUCUUCUUUUUCGCCCUGGGUGGUAAUUUUCCAAAACCGUCUUUGGUUGAAGGUCGCUGUUAAAUCAUAAGCGUAGAUGAAAUGACGUGUUCCUUCAAAGUUUCAACUAGGUCCUGACUUUGUCAAGUGUUAGCGCUUUCUUCAGAUUUUCCCUAAUAUUAUUCCUUAUUAUAGUGGUUCAAAUAUUUUGGAAAAUACACGUAUUGUUUUUUUUGCCAAGAGUUGGCUAAGAAGAUUGGUAACACGCUCACGUCUGUACACUAAAUGGGAAGCUGAGAUCGUUAGCUGUUAGCCAUUGUUAGCACAAAGACUGGCAGCGGGGGGGGAGACGGCUAACCUGGCUUAUUCCAAAUGUCUGAACUAUUUCUUUAAAGGAACGCCUGCCUUAGUGAUGGUUUUGGAGAAGUGGGAAAAGGGAGUAACCAGGAGUAUCUGAACAAGAAACCCAACGAAUUGGUGACGCAUCACAUAAUCAGGUACCCGGGUCCUGCUCGUAGAAUAGCUUCCAGCCCCAUGCUCUAGUCUAGUAAACUGUAUUUAAUAAUAAUUCUUCCACGUGUGCGACUCCGCACUGGGACCUUUUUGUUUCAAAAAGAAAUUGUUAAAAACAUGUAUUUAUACUCGGUUUUUAUGGUAAUGUACAAAAAAAAAAGAAUGAAACAUGCUUUUAUUGUUAAUCAUGCCUUUUUAAAUUUCUCCUGACUUAUUUUUCUAUUCACACUUAAACAAGUUUCUUUUUACGUUUUGCGUCACCUUUGUUCUGCUGAACAACAGUCUCCCCCCGUUUGUGUGAGCUAUUUUGUGAAAGAUUGAAAAAAAAAAUAUGAUGCACCUUAUUAAAAUUAAGAAUCGCCGUUGACUAAGCUUGAAAAUUUAGCCUUCCCUCUCGCAAACCUUCCUCUGGAAAAGACAAGACGUCAAAUAUAAAAUAAAAAGGGGCUGGUGUGAAUAAAGAUUACCAAUACAGCUGCUUCUGACGCCAUAUGUUGAAUAAAUAUGUGCUGUUCUUUUGAAAACGUCACACCAAACUUCAGAGAAAUCUUAACAUUUUAACAUGGACUUCCUUUUUCUGCAAGUGUAUAACUCGAUACACGGAAGAAAGAAAAAAGAUUUCAGUUUGGUUCAAAUGUCUGCAUCUGAAAUGGACACUUAAAAAAAAUGGCAGAAGUGGAACCGAGGGUUUAGCUCUACUACUGUGGGUGUGACAACAAAAAUUACAUUUUAAUUAUGAGGUGAACUAUUCCUUUAACGAUUGAUUCACAACUUGUUUGCCAAGCAAAGGAGUUGCCCAAAUACUUUUUUACUUGAAGGAUUUUUCCUUUUCGGUGGAGUUUGGUGUGACCCCCCACUCCCCCUCUAAUGCUUAAGAAUGUUAUGUUUUAAACUGUGGAUUAUCAUGCGUGGAAAGGAAAAGAAAUCAAGAGUGCAUUUAGAGAUUACUCUCUCGGGGCAAAACACUUCAACGAAUUGCAGACGCUGUGGCCCAAUUAGCGAGUACAAACUUUUAAUCCAUCAGUAUUUUUGUGAGAGAGAGCUCAAGCCCGACAAGUGUUCAUGGGAUGGAAAGAAAGAACCCUCAGGUGCAUCGGAAAGUGAAACAGAAAAACCAUGAACUGACACCUGAAAACAGGCUUUCUCCUCCUCCACCGCCAGUGCUCACCCUGAAGGGGGCGCCCUCUUGUGGUGCGUCAGGGUCCACGCGUCCAAACGUCCCGUCCCGUGAAAUGCCAUCCGCCUCAUCCCGACAUCGCCCCGAGAAAAGAUGACUGAACGCUGUUGUAUCGAUCUCCAAUCUAGUUAUGUUCACAGUUACUGUAUUGCCCAUUUUCAGAAUUUAGUGCCUUUUUUGGACAGUAGACUGUUCUGUAAUUAAGAUGUAGUAUAUAUACAUUUUUUUGUACAGUUUCUUUGUUCAUUUUUUAAACUUGUGUUUAUUUUAGUAUGAUAUAUAUAUAUAUAUAAAAUGUACAAGAGAAUAAAGCUAUAUCAAUGAGA
This is a messenger RNA of Scophthalmus maximus (turbot), 6127 nucleotides long. RefSeq names its product homeobox containing 1 b (gene hmbox1b). The transcript is spliced from 11 exons. Bases 838 to 2478 code for a protein of 546 amino acids. NCBI's taxonomy places the organism in Eukaryota, Metazoa, Chordata, Actinopteri, Pleuronectiformes, Scophthalmidae. Gene Ontology annotation, molecular function: double-stranded telomeric DNA binding. Gene Ontology annotation, cellular component: nucleus. Gene Ontology annotation, biological process: positive regulation of DNA-templated transcription. The record is from RefSeq and is a predicted model, not a curated record.